Molecule: messenger RNA, 3122 nt
Organism: Humulus lupulus (European hop)
Lineage: Eukaryota; Viridiplantae; Streptophyta; Magnoliopsida; Rosales; Cannabaceae
Exons: 3
Coding region: 1269-1871 (200 amino acids)
Biological process (GO): proteolysis
Molecular function (GO): cysteine-type peptidase activity
Source: RefSeq, a predicted model, not a curated record
AGUUUAAGUUUGAGCCUCUAUACUUGCCGAAGGUGUGUGCUGAAGAUGGAGACAGUAGUCCGGGUACCCAGGUUGAUAGUGAAAAGUUGAGAUUGAUUUGUGAAUCAAUCUCAUCAAUAAAAGCAUGCCAAGAAACUAUUAUUAGUGACAUUGCAGUUAUGAGAUCUGAGUUCAUGGGGAAACUCAGUGAUUUAUCUGCAAUGAUUGCAAAAUUUGUUGCAAAAAAUUCUGAAAAAGUUGCAAAUUCAAGUGAUGAAAGUGCUGGUUUUAAUGAAGGGGAAAAGCCAGAUGAUUUUGAUAAUGUUUCCAGUCCUAUUUCUGAUGAUUCUAAGCUAACUUGUUUGUUUUUAUGCUUUAUUGUUUUUUUUAACCAUUUUUAGUUGUAACCAGAUUGUUUUUUUUUUUUUGUUGGCUAGGAUUGUGGAAAUGAUUCAGCUGAAGAGUCUGAUGGUAGUAAGGUAACUAGUUUAUUUUUCUUAAUAGUAUGUUUUCUUUCUGUAGUUGUUUAGUGUAACCAGUUACUGUUGUAACCAGUUUCAUUAUUUCUUUUAGGGUGUUGAGAAGGAUUUAAAUGAAAAUUUUGAUGCUGUUUAUUCUGGGUUGGAGUUGUCAAAUGUUGUGGGUGGAGAUAAGGUUUUGUAAUUUAUUUUUGUUUUGUUUCUUGUAUUAUUUUAUUUAAAAUUGAAUUUGUUGUAAUUGAUUUUAUUUUUAUUCAUUAUAGGAUUUUACAAACAAGCCUGAGUUCAGUUCAGUUGGUUUAAGUUUUGAAGAAGUAUAUGUUGAUCCAGAGAUUUUGAGUGUUAUUGAUAGAACUAUUCAGUAUGCAGAAGGAGAAAAGAAAUUUACCGGGAGUAAGGAUGAUUGGAAGGUUGUGAUGGUUGGUGAUGAUGAUGAGGUUCCUGUUGCUAUUGAAAAGAGGGAGCCUAAACCUAGUACUCAUGUCAAGUCUCCUUUUGUUACUGAGUUUGGUUCUUCUGAUGUUAAAGAAACUGUGAAGAGGAAGGGAGUGGAAGUGGUGAUUGUUAGAGGAUUGGUUCCAUUUGAAAAUGAAAUAGGGCAGAAUGUUUCAAAAAAUGAUUGCCUGGAUUAUAUUUCUUGGAUUGAGGAUAAAAUGAAUUUUAAGAAUAAGUAUGUUUUUUUAUAUUUUCUUUAAUAUUAUUAUUCUUGAUAUUUAAUUGUUUGUUAAUAUAUAUAUAUAUAUAUAUAUAUGUUUUUUGUUUUGAAGGAAGAAGAAAUUUUCUGAUGUCAAUAACAUUAUCAAUCCCCCAAUGGAUUAUUCAUUUGUUAAAAUUUAUGAGAAAAUGUGGUUUUACAAGCUUCAAACUUGUGGGGAGGAGCUUAUGGACACUCAUAUAAAUGUAUGUUUUUAUUACCUGAGGAAGAAGAUUAAGCUGGUUGAUGGUUUGAACAAGAGGGUUACAACUACAGACUCUUGGUUUGAUGCAACUAUCAAGGGUUUGUAUGAUAACUUUGUGGCAGCCAAAUGUGAUUCAAGCAUCAUUCGUUUUGAUAAUCUAAUUUCAGAUUACAUUAUUGGUGAAUAUUUGUUUUGUAACACUCCUUGGGUGGAUGUGGAUCAUGUUCUUUUUCCUGUGCAUGUGAAGGUUCAGUUGCAUUGGGUUUUUAUUCACUUUUCCAUUAAGAGUAGGAUGUUAACUGUCUACAAUUCUUUGACGGGGAAGAAGAAUGAGAGUAUUGCUUUGCCAUAUGUGAAGGCUUACUCUGUUGUUUUACCAUAUUUUCUAGAUUUUCUUGAUUUUUAUUGUUCUAGGAAAGAUUUGGACUUGAAUGUUGGUCCAUAUUCUGUUGGGAAGAAGGAUCCAAUUGAUUUUAACUUUGCCAAAGACUUGCCAUUUCAAGAGGAUAAGUAAGUAACUGGUUUUUUGUAUAUUGUUGUUUAUUUUUCUAUUUUGUUUGUUUUUAAGUAAUUUCAUAUUCUGUUUUUUGUGUUUUUUGUUUUUUUUGUUUUUUGCAGUGAUUGUGGAGUAUUUGUUAUCAAGUAUGCUGAUUUGUUUAUUCAUGGGAAGAUUGAUGACAUCCCGAAGAACAUGGCUGCCAAAAUUGCUACCUAUCGUGAUUAUCUUGCCAUUAACUUGUAUAGUCAUGCAAAAAAGAAGCAGAUUGGUGGGUACAAGACCGAAGAUGAUGCUCCAUCAAAGAAAUCAAAGAGGAGGAGGAAUUAUAAGUAGAGAUGUUGGAGUUUUUUUUUUUUAGCUGUAUUAACGACCAUGUCUUUUUUUUCUUUCGUUGUUUAAUAGUGAAGUUGUGGUUUGUAAUUGGGUACUGUUUUAGUACUGGACUUAUGUAUGGUUUUUUUUUUUUUUUUUGGUCAAUGUAAAGAAUUGGUUUCAACUUUUGGCUUAAUAUAAAGUUUUUUUUAAUGUAUAUUAUUUUAAUGUGUAUGUUUUUUUAUUCAAUAGUGUUGGAGUUUUUUUUUUUUUUAAAGUGUGAAGAUAUUGUGAUGUACAUGUUUUUUUUUUCAUAUAGGUUUCAAUUAUUAUUGUAUGAAGAUGGUGUAACCGGUUACUUCUGUGUUAGAUUGUAAAAGCUAUAUGUUUCAGGUAACUGGUUACUGUUUCUUUAGUUUUUAUUUCUAUUUUUUAAAUUAUUUUUUAUUUUUUUAUGUUUGUUGUUUUUUUUUUUUUGUGUGAACGAUUUCUGAUUAUAUAACUAGGUUUUUAAAGUAGUUGGUUUUAUUAAUAUAUAGUUGUUUGUUAAAAUUUCUUAUAGUGAUUGCUUUUUGUUUUUUAUAUUUUUAUGUGUUGUAACCAGGUACUUGAAUUUUCAGUUUUUGAAUAUCUUGUGUUGGAACCUAGAAGUUGAGUAUCAAGUUUAUAAUAUUUUAUGUUUUUUUGUUUUUUGUGAAAGAUUUGUGGUUUUAUAAUUAGGUUUUUAAAUCGUUGGUUACAUGUAUAUGUAGUUGUUUGUUAAAUUUACUUAUAGUAUCUGUUUUUUUUUCUUUCUAUAAUAUGUGUUGUAACCAGGUACUUGAGUAUCCAGAUUUGGAAUAUCUUUGUGUUUGGAACCAUGAAGUUGAGUAUCAAGUUUAUAAAAUGUAAAAUGUUUAAAAAGUUUGUACUUUUAUUGAAGUAGAAAACAUUAGGAUACAAUUUUAUUACAUG